AUGACUCUGACGAAGGACCCGGUCUUCCAGGAGCUCAAGGCUCACGUCGAGUCAAACGAGAAGAAUGUCACGAUCCUCGACCAUUUCAAGAACGAACCGGACCGUUUCCAGAAGUUCAGGUUGGCUCGGAAAUUAGUUGGACAUUGGGAUAUUUUUCCCUUUCAGUCACACUUUCGAGACUCGCGAUGGUCCAGUCCUCUUCGACUUCUCAAAACACCGAGUCUCCGAGAAAACUUUCAAGCUUCUGUUGAAACUGGUUAGCUGUUAUUCUCAAUCAAGAGCUUAUUUGACUAACAGGACUCAAAAAGUAAGAGUAAAUGAUAAAUUUUCGGGAGAUGGUUUAGGCGUUUAGUUAAGGAUCUGGUAUUAUCACAUCAGUUUUUGCAUAAUAAGUGCUGGUCAGACUCUCCCAUCCAGGUACAUAACAUCUUUGACCGUCCCAGUCAGCUCAGAGGAAAUGGUUUUAAAUUAAUAAAACGAAACCUUCACUGGUUUUCUUCAAUUUCUUAUCACAUAGCAUUACUAAUGUUUGGAAUGACAUUGAACAUGAAUUACUGGCAGAGGAAGACAAGAAAACAUUUAAGGACAUGUUUUUAGUGUAUGUAGAAAAUGUUGGCGUCGAGCAUAUUCUUUCAAGAGUUUAUUCCGUGUUCAAAGUAAUUUCCGCGAAAUGCAAAAUACCCGUUAGAGAAAGGAAAAGAUCACUAAAUUUUGGAGAGUCAGAGAUCAUUUUGCAUUUCGCGGAAAUUACUUUGAACACGGCAUUACAGAUUUGUGCCAUAAUCAACUUGGUUUUAAGUAUCUACUUAUUAUGGUCCUAUGUUUCUUUUCUCACACAAAAAACUUUUUUCUUCACAGGUGGGGUUAGUUAAUCCAUCUAGUGGUCUUUUUCCCUCCCUGCAACAUCACCACACCAUCCCGAUAUUGCGAAAAUAAAUUGAUUGAAUUGAAGUCCGUCUAAAAGAAUAAAAUUUAAAUAAGAAAUUUACAAAUGUAAUCUAUCAAAAGUGAUUUCAUCCACUUUUCCAAUGCAUUUAGUUUCAAAAAAAGUUUCCUAGUUUGGGAAAACCUUUUCGGAAACAAUAAUCCAGCCAAGAGUUGAGCGAAAAGUUGUUGGUGUCAACUUUGAAGAAGGAAAAAUCAUUUUCGUGCUUUCCAGGCCGAAUCCCGUGGCGUGGAGAAAAUGCGCUCGGCGAUGUUUUCGGCGGAGAAGAUCAACUUCACGGAAGAUCGCGCCGUCCUGCACAUCGCCCUUCGCAAUCGGUCCAACAAGGCGAUUGUCGUCGAUGGAAAGGACGUCAGUCUCCCUACGAACCCUUCCGAAACAACUUGAGCUUCUCUAGGUCAUGCCAAAGGUGAACGAAGUGCUCGCUCACAUCAAAGAGUUCACCGAUGACGUCAUUUCUGGGAAAUGGACCGGCUACACUGGAAAAAAGAUCACCGAUGUCGUCAAUAUUGGCAUCGGAGGUUCCGAUUUGGUGGGUUUGAUGGAAUAUACAAAGAAUGUUGAGAAGCUAUUUUUCUGUACAUUUCUUGAAAAUCGCUGUUUUUCGACUCACCAAUUCAGUGUUAUUUUUUUCCACAGCCAGCUUUUCAAAAAAUCACAGAAAAAAAAGUCGAAACCGAGCAAAUUUUAAGUUGAAAAAAAUGUUUUUUUCCUAUCUUUUACAUUAUUUUCUCGUGAAUCCCCUCGAUGCCCUUGGAGAGGGGUUUUUUUAUUCAAAUAAAGGAGAAUGAUGGUAUGAAAAAAACAAUAAAAAAAUUUGCUGUUACUUUUUGAAUUAGUUUUUGUGAAGAAUCAAGUAUCUUACCUCUACUAUAAAAUCACUACAGAUUCAAGUACCUUGGCUAGUUCCAAGUUCUCCAAGUUAACUUUUCCAUGUUUAGGGACCUCUGAUGGUGACGGAGGCUUUGCGACACUACCAAGUCGGACCCGACGUUCACUUUGUCAGCAACAUUGAUGGAACCCACAUCGCUGAGGUUUGUCUUUUUUUGAAAACUAAUUCAGUUCUGAUUUUCAGGUGACGAAGAAGCUGAACCCCGAGACGACGUUGUUCAUCAUCGCCUCGAAAACGUUCACCACCCAGGAAACCAUCACCAACGCCGAAACGGCCAGGGAUUGGUUCUUGUCCAAGGUUUGUUCACAAUUAACUAAUACUUCUUGUGAGGAUUUUCUAGUGCAGAAUCCGAAAAAAAAAGAUUUGCAGGCCGGAGACAAAAGCGCUGUCGCCAAGCAUUUCGUGGCUCUCUCGACCAAUGUUCCAAAGGCCACAGAGUUCGGAAUCGACCCCAAGAACAUGUUCGAGUUCUGGGAUGUACGUAAAAAGGUUCCUUCCCCGCUAUAACAUCUGUUUUCAGUGGGUUGGAGGCCGAUACUCCCUGUGGUCCGCCAUCGGACUUUCCAUCGCCGUCCACAUCGGCUUCGAGAACUUCGAAGCUCUGUUGGCUGGCGCCCACGCCAGCGAUGAGCACUUCCAAAGUACGCCGCUUGAGAAAAAUGUGAGUUUGAAACUUUCGUUUAAGGGCCGUAUCCAUGAACAUUUACGGAGCGUAAUUGACGUGAAAUAAUCGGGGGAAAUUUAAACUUAAUGGGCUGGAAAGUAUGUUAGAAGGGGAAUAAAAAUUUUACAUUUUAUAAAAUUAUUUAUGAUGGUUUAUUUUUUCCGCAAAUGGCGGCUUCAGACUCAUAAAAGUAGCAUAGCGAGAUUCUUGUUCUAUUCUGUUUGAAUUGGUAGAAAUGUAUGUCUCGAGUGUCUUGAAAAGGAAAAGAUUAAAAAGAAGCAAAAAGCUUCGGAAAAAAACUUUUUUACGAAAAGUCCUCUACAUUUGUUCCAUUCAUUGAAAACUUCAACAAGUGCGAUCUGGACAAUCUCUUUGAUUUUUCUCUCUUUUCUGAGUUUUUUAGAAAAAUAAAUAACCGUAAGAACUUGAUAAUUUGAAAAAAAGUAUGCAUGAACCAACAUAGGAGAUUAGGAAGAAAUCAAGUAGAUUGAAAAAUCGAAUGACAAAAUUUGAAAAAAGUGCAGUAAGAAACAACGUUUUUCUAUAAGUUUUUUAAAACUGUCGUUGUUUUUUUGAUUAUGAGAUAUUUGGUUUUUUUCUCUAUAAACAGAGAUUCUAUCAAAGUGUUGAAAAAUAUGUCGGCUGGAUCCCACCCCGGGGUGCGGCUUACUUUAGUAAAUUUUAAAAUUUUUUUUUCGCGCGCAAAAGGCUGGAAUGGGACAGCCGACGUAUGGUUAAAAGUUGAUGCUUAAAAAUUUUUCAAGUGUGUCUUUUUCAAAUACGCGCCAAAAAGAGUUUCUGUACCAACGAUAGUAGUCUCAUCUUUUAGAUCCCCGUGAUCAUGGCGAUGCUGGGAGUUCUGUACAUCAACGUGUACGGAGCCGAGACCCACGCUCUGCUUCCUUAUGACCAAUACCUCCAUCGAUUCGCCGCCUACUUCCAGCAAGGAGACAUGGAAAGCAACGGCAAAUUUGUCACAAGGUCUUAGUUGACUGCCAUAAAUAAGGACCUUGAGCGAUUUCUGGAAACUAUUUUCUCAGUGUCCUCCAACUUGAGCCAUCAGAUUGAUAAGAUGUUCAAAAUUACGAAAACUUUGGUUUGAGAAAAAAUGUUGAGUUUGAACCGAGUUAGGCCUUUUACAUAAUAGUGACGCAAAAAUCAGUACUGCUCCGAAAAAAAUUUUUUGUUGUAGUGACUUUAUACGUUUUAUUCUUUUUACCAACUGUUUUCGAUUUUUCUUUCUGUUGGAAAGCAGGGAUCAGGUCUUUCUGAAACUUUCUAAAUUUCAUGGACCUCAGGAAUUUAAAAAAAGUUAUUGUACAAAAAAAAAUUUCAAGCUUUUUUCUGUUAUAAACCAAAUAGGAAAGUCAUCACUCUCAUAUACAAGUUUCGAAGAUUCAACAAGUAAUUACAGAGACGGAAGCCGCGUAGACUAUUCCACCGGUCCGAUCGUCUGGGGAGAGCCUGGAACCAACGGCCAACACGCUUUCUAUCAGUUGAUCCAUCAAGGAACUCGGCUCAUCCCGGCCGAUUUUAUCGCCCCUGUUCAAACUCUCAAUCCCAUCCGAGAUGGUCUCCAUCAUCAAGUUUCCCAACCAAAAAAGGCUUUGAGGAACUUUUGGGGCUUUAGAUUUUGCUCGCCAACUUCCUGGCUCAAACCGAGGCGCUCAUGAAGGGAAAAACUCGUGAGGAAGCUCAAGCCGAGCUGAAAAAGGAAGGAAAAGACGAGAAGACCAUCGAAAGCAUCCUUCCCCAUAAGGUGAGAGUCAAGGAAUUUUUUAUUUCUUCGAAAGAAUUAUUUUUUGGUUUAAUAGCGUCAUCAAUAGAGGAGAGAACUACCCUAUUUUAGUGUUGCUAGAAGAAAUUUUAGCAAAGUGCCAAGUAUAAAAAGAUUUUUUUAGUAUUCAAGUUAAAUUUCUGAUUAUUUUUCUUCUCACUAUCAACUUUUAUUCGGAAAAUGUAGCAAACAUUUGGGAGAAGAAACCUAGAAAUGUAGGACAGUCUGCUUUUUCCAUUGCUCGAAGUUUCCCUGAGCCCCGGAGUUUUUUCCCUAUUCUUUUUGAAUCUUGGCGUUUCCCAGGUCUUCGAAGGUAACCGGCCAACGACCUCGAUCGUGUUGAAGAGAAUCACUCCGUUCACUUUGGGAGCCUUGGUCGCCCUUUAUGAACACAAGAUCUUCGUCCAAGGAGUCGUUUGGGACAUCAACAGCUAUGAUCAAUGGGGGUGAGCUUUCAAUUGGUUCCUUGAAUUUCUUAUUUCGGAAAAAGAACGUUACAAUAAAUAUUCUUUCUAAUUCAAAUAAAAUAGGAUUUUUAAGCGAGCAAAGAUAAAUAUCGGGAUUAUUUUUGAAAAAUGCGGUUCAAAAUGAUUAUAGAAGUUUUGAAAUUUCGUAUAUUAGCGGACCAAAUUUCGUCACACUUUGUAGGACUUCAAAAUCUGUAUUUCGAAAAUAUAGAAACACUCGUUUGCUGCGUGUUGCUCUUCAUAUCAAGUUUAAAAACAUUACAUGGAUUUCGAUCAGUUUUGCCUUCCAUUCAUUUGUUUUUUCAGUGUCGAGCUCGGCAAACAACUGGCCAAAGUCAUUCAACCUGAGCUUUCCUCCUCUUCGGAGGUCACAAGCCACGAUCCCUCAACCAAUGGUCUCAUCAAGUUCAUCAAGAGCCAACACUAA
Messenger RNA from Caenorhabditis auriculariae, 5173 nucleotides. NCBI's taxonomy places the organism in Eukaryota, Metazoa, Nematoda, Chromadorea, Rhabditida, Rhabditidae. The record is from the annotation of a GenBank genome assembly.